Ananas comosus (pineapple) is the source of this 2912-nucleotide messenger RNA. RefSeq names its product exocyst complex component EXO84B-like. The record is from RefSeq and is a predicted model, not a curated record. Gene Ontology annotation, biological process: Golgi to plasma membrane transport; exocytosis; intracellular protein localization. Gene Ontology annotation, cellular component: exocyst. The transcript has 7 exons. Lineage: Eukaryota; Viridiplantae; Streptophyta; Magnoliopsida; Poales; Bromeliaceae. The coding region runs from base 329 to 2650 and encodes 773 amino acids.
GAGGUGAGAGAAGGUGAGAAGAGUGAGGGGCAAAGGGGGAACGGAAUUACCGAAAUAGAAGGUGGGGAGAGGGGCCGGUAAGCGUACCACCACGACUCCGACCUGGCACGGUGCCACCGCAUUUGGGGGGCUCGUCUCCGCGGAUCCCGUCACCGCCCACCUCGCCUUCGCCUCUCCCCCCCUCCUCCUCCUCCUCAUCUCGAUCUACCCCAUCGCCAUUGUCGAAGCAAGCGACCUUUUUCUCUCUUCGAUCGAUCGAUCGAUUGAGCGAUUGAUUGAUUGAUUGAUCGAUUGAUCUGUUCUUGGCCGCGGGAUCUAGGGUUUGGCGAUGGCCUCGGCGAAGUCGUCGCGAUCGAGGCCCUCGGCGCCCUCGGGGAUGCUCUCGGGGGCGGGGGCGGGGCACAGCGAGAGCGGGGUGCAGCUCGCCGACAAGCUCAAGAUCUUCAAGACCGACAACUUCGACCCCGACGCCUACGUCCAAUCCAAGUGCCAGACCAUGAACGAGAAGGAAAUAAGGCACCUGUGCUCUUAUCUGCAAGAUCUAAAGAAGGCUUCUGCUGAAGAGAUGCGCAGAAGUGUUUACGCUAACUAUUCAGCAUUCAUUAGAACCUCAAAGGAGAUAUCAGAUCUAGAAGGCGAGCUUCUAUCCAUUAGAAAUCUUCUAUCUACCCAGGCAGCUUUAGUUCAUGGUUUAGCCGACGGAGUUCACAUUGAUUCUAUUACUGCUAGCUCUGAAGCUUCUGCAGAAGAUGAUCUAUCCAGUGUCGAAGAUCGAGAACCUUCAGAUGUACAGAAAUGGUCGCUAGAGUUCCCCGACAUACUCGAUGUUCUACUAGCUGAGAGGAGAGUGGAUGAAGCUUUGGAUGCCCUAGAUGAAGCUGACCGCAUAGCCACAGAAGCCAAACAAAGACAGACUUUAAGUGCAGCCGAAAUUUUAUCACUACAGAGGGCUAUUUCUUACCAUCGUCAGAAAUUAGCAGAUCAGCUUGCCGAAGCCACCUGCCAAUCUUCGACCCGUGGAGUUGAACUCCGCGCAGCAGCCUCUGCCCUCAAGAGGCUCGGGGAUGGGCCCCGUGCUCACAGCUUGCUGCUUAAUGCUCAUAAUGAGAAGCUUCAACAUAAUAUGCAGACGAUUCAUCCAACCACCACUUCAUAUGGGGGAGCGUACACUGCAGCUCUAUCCCAGCAGGUGUUCUCUAUUAUUUCUCAGGCUCUUAAUGACUCUUUAGAGGUUUUUGGUGAAGAAUCAUCAUAUGCGUCAGAAUUGGUUAUAUGGGCUACAAAACAGGCAGAGGCUUUUGCCCAACUUGUAAAGAGGCAUGCCUUAGCCUCUUGUGCUGCUGCUGGAGGGUUAAGAGCAGCUGCAGAGUGUGUUCAGAUUGCUCUUGGCCACUGUUCUUUGCUGGAGGCCCGUGGCCUUUCGCUUUCUUCGGUUCUCCUGAAGUUGUUCAGGCCCAGUGUUGAGCAAGCACUAGAGGCUAAUUUGAAGAGGAUUGAAGAGAGUACUGCUGCUUUAGCUGCCGCUGAUGAUUGGGUGCUUAUUAGUCCUCCUUCUGGUUUACGUGCUUCUGCUAGAGUGUCUACGACAAAUUUAGCUCUUCAGCCGAAACUUUCUAGCAGUGCACAUCGUUUCAAUACUAUGGUUCAGGAUUUCUUUGAGGAUGUAGGGCCGCUCCUUAGUUUGCAGUUAGGUGGAUCCACGAUGGAUGGCCUUCUUAAAGUUUUCAACUCGUAUGUUAAUUUGCUCAUAAGUGCAUUACCAGGUUCAAUGGAAGAUGACGAGAACCUGGAAGGUUCUGGAAACAAAAUUGUUAGGAUGGCAGAGACCGAAAUGCAGCAGCUAGCGUUGCUUGCUAAUGCUUCUUUAUUAGCAGAAGAGUUGCUGCCUCGAGCGGCCAUGAAGCUUUCUCCAAUGUACCAGACUGGUAAUGAUGAUCUUCGUAAAAGAGCUUCAGAAAAGAAUAACCGUGUACCUGAGCAAAGAGAAUGGAAAAGAAAGCUACAACGUUCCGUUGAUAGGUUGAGAGAUAGUUUCUGUAGGCAGCACGCUCUUGACCUCAUAUUCACAGAGGAUGGUGACAGCCAUUUGAGUGCAGAUAUGUACAUUAGUAUGGAUAAUAGUGUUGUUGAAGAGCCAGACUGGGUUCCUUCCCCAAUCUUUCAGGAACUAUAUGCAAAACUAAAUAGGAUGGCGAGCAUAGCUACAGAAAUGUUUGUCGGCAGGGAAAGGUUUGCUACAUUGUUACUGAUGAGACUUACUGAGACAGUCAUAUUAUGGCUCUCAGAAGAUCAGAGCUUCUGGGAAGACAUUGAAGAGGGACCAAAACCUUUGGGUCCUCUUGGUCUUCAACAGUUCUAUUUGGAUAUGCAGUUUGUGAUCCUUUUUGGACAUGGCCGAUUCUUGUCACGGCAUGUUCAUCAAGUUAUAAUUGACAUCAUUGAAAGAGCUAUGGCCGCAUUUUCUGCUACCGGCAUGAACCCAGACAGUGUACUUCCUAGUGAUGAUUGGUUCAUCGAUGUUGCCCAAGAUACAAUAAGUAAGAUAAGUGGAAGAGCGAGGGUUGCAAAUGGAGAUAGGGAACUUAGCAGCCCAACUGCCUCCGUUUCGGCACAAUCCAUGUCAUCAUUCAGAUCACAUGGUAGUUCCUGAUUUGUGCUUUUCUGGUUUUUUUUUUUUUUUUGGCAAAAAAGCUCCUUGUAUGAUAAGAAAUAACCAUUUUGUUUGUUGUUCUUCUCUCCCAUUCAAUAUUUGUGCUAGUGUAGGCCAUUGUUUAUCUGUUUUAGGAAAUCUUCGGAUUCUUUUUCAUGGAGUUUGAGGCUGCAUAUGUUGCCCUUUCUGUAUACAGUCCAAGCUCUACUGUGUACCAUUCUUUCAUCAGUUUGCCUUUCUGAGCUGCUUCAUUCUUGAUCUA